AUGUUCCACUUCAAACUAUCCCAAGAGGAAUCCGACCACCUUGAACAUUACACUAUCAAGACUCGAGACUGCUCGUAUGUUAACAACUAUAUUAACAUUCCUUACCUUUUUAACCCAACCAACAAAGUUAUCCCCAAAAACAUUGUUCCAAAUUUCAUCACACUCUCUGGAAAUGUUAUGCCUUUGCUUGCCUUUUUGACAAUGACAUUACUCUACCCAGACUAUUCCAAGCCACUUUCGCCUUUGAUGAAUCUCUUCAUAGCAUUUAGUAUCGCUUGGUUUUGGGUGGCAGACUCGGUUGAUGGCAUCCGAGCAAGAUCCUCUGGCAUUUGUUCGCCGAUUGGCGACUGGUUGGAUCAUUCAUUAGACAAUGUGACCUAUUUCUGUUUCACUGCGUUCAUCGACCACAUCUUCUUAUGUAACUCUGUAGCAAAGGAAAUCAUGAUUAUCAUGUUUAUGGUAUACACUUCAUACUGUGUCCAAAUACAAGCCGUAUACACCAACGCUAUUCAUUUAGGUCAAGUCAAUGCGUCAUGCGAAGGUAUUAUGGCAUUCAUUGGGUUAGUGAUCUUCGACAUCUUCGUCCCAAUGCGAGACUUCUCAUUGUUUGGGAUUCCCGCUUUCGACUUAGUGGUGCCAUGCUUGGCUGGGUUAUUAGUCAUUCACACAGUAGUGAUGGUUACUGGGAUCAAACAGAACUUCCCCGGAAAUAAAGACUUUGUAGUGGAGAGUAUCAUAUUACUGUUCAAUUGUUGUGUAUCACUCAUUCUUGGCGCUACAUUCUUCUAUGUCUUCUGUAAAGAACAAACCCUAGUUAAUUAUAUUGUCACUAAUUUGUGGAUAUACGCAUGUUCCUUGACAUACAUCGAUAUGGUCAUCCAAUGCAGAUUGUUUGGAAGAAAGAAACCAAGUCUAUUUGACUUAAAACAUAUCAUCGCUGUCGUCAUCCCUUUCAUUUGUAUACCGUUCUGUACCUACACAACUGCUAUUGUUAUUGGCGCGUUCGCAGCACAAGUCAUCAUGUGGACAGACUGGGUCGCUACUCUCCUCUCUAUGCUCGAUGGACUCAAACUUAAGUUGUUCCAAACGGAACCAACGCGAUUCGCUCCAAAGAAAAACACCUCGUAA
Molecule: messenger RNA, 1128 nt
Organism: Entamoeba invadens IP1
Lineage: Eukaryota; Evosea; Mastigamoebida; Endamoebidae
Exons: 1
Coding region: 1-1128 (375 amino acids)
Biological process (GO): phospholipid biosynthetic process
Cellular component (GO): membrane
Molecular function (GO): phosphotransferase activity, for other substituted phosphate groups
Source: RefSeq, a predicted model, not a curated record